UUCCCAUAAUGCAUCGUCCAACAUGGCUGCUGAAGUCCACAUUGCUUUUUCCUCCUGGACACAUUUCAGCAUAGCUCGUUUGUUAGGUAUUUUUCUGCAGCGUGCAUGGUCAUAACAUACUGACCAAGAUGUCAAGACAUAGGAACGUCAGGGGGAUGGACUAUGGGGAGGAUUAUGAAGGCUACGAUGAUGUUUAUGGACACUCAGUGGAGGAUGAUUAUGGUGUGUCUCCAUCAACAGCGGAGCAGUUCAUUUACCACCGUAGCCUUCAGCAUCACCGGCUGGCAUCCUUUCUGGAGGAAGGGGAAGAUGACUUAAAGAAAGAGGAGGAAGAUAGUCGGGCGAGGCGAGACUCGGAACGAUCCCUUGGAGAUUCCGCCAACUACCAGCGACCCCAACUCUCAGAUAUUGAAGAGGCUCAGCUGCAGUCCUGCCUAGAGGAGAUCCGCAAUGUGGUUGGGGAGACCGUCCCCGAACGGACCCUGAUUGAGAUGGCUGUGGCACACAGCUUCAACUUCGAGAAAGCGCUCAAUGCCAUCCUGGACCAGCAGGAGAGCGGUGCCGGGAACAACAACAACUCGCAAGCACAGGGAGGAGUCAGUGAUUUUACCAUAGGGAAGUGCAAUGUAGUACAGAGAACUGCUGACAAAAAGCCGUCAACCAAAACAAAAGAUUUAUUAGUAAACAGAAAGGGUCAGGCAUCAAUACAGAAAAACCAAGUUGGUUCUCCGAGUUCCCUUUCAGACCUCAUUAAAUCCAACGCGAUCCCUUACAAACAGGUGUCGUCCAAUGUAUCAAAAGUUCCGCUUGCAGAUCUCAUGAAGGCCAGUCAUUCCACAAAAUGUUUUUCCUCUUUGGCCCCAUCAAGGCCAAGUGCAAUUAACCCACAGAUUUCAUCGUUACCCCUCUCUGCCUUAGCCAGUUCCCAUCUUGCAUCAUCCUCGAAAGAAAAUAGUAAAGCUCAAGGUCAGGGUUCAUCAUCACUGUCUGAUCUCGCCACGUUGCACUUGGGUACAAAUAAGGGACCCCUGGCUGGCGGAAGUGGGUCCGCGUUCUCAUUGUCUGACUUGUCACAGCAUUCCACCUUGGUAACUCCACCAAGGAUGCUCCCAACUAAAGAAAGCCAACAACUGGGAGCUGGUGGCUUGAAGCCGGGAGCUGGAAUCUCUCUGUCAAGCUUAGCCUCUUCCCAUCUCUCCACAAAAUCAUCCAAAAUUCAGUCCAUGCCCUCCCAAAGAACAAGUACCAUCAGCUCCUCAAAUGUCCCUCCGUCCGGAAUGGAAAUUGGCCAAGGUGCCCAGAGGCCCGGUGCAGGGACUGGAUCGUCUUUGUUCAGCCUAGCAACUGCCCACCUCUCUUCAAGUGCACAUAGGGUGCAAGCUGCAGUCAAAUGUCCCUCCAUUGGGCAAACUCCCCCGACAAGGCCCCACGGCAUGGCUGGACUAUCUCUCUCUAAUUUGGCCAUGGCCCACCAGUCAUCUACCCUUGCGUUACCCCCUGCAGCCAUGAAGCCAGCUGGUGCUUCCCUAGAAAGACUGGCAAAGACCCACCUGUCUCAAGAUCUCAGUGCAAAGUCUACUCUUAUGUCCCUAAACACUAAGCCCGCUACUGUUGACUCACACAACCCGUUGCCAGAUGCAGAGCCAGUAAAAGGCAGUUGGUCCACUUUGAAAAACAUUCCAGGUGAAUUGAUGGUAGAGAAAGCUGCCAAGAUGUCUGCUCACUCACAUUCCACAGUCAUUCCCACUGAGGAGUCUGAAAUACAGCUGCACAAAGCUACCUCAAGUACGGGACCAGCCUCCCCACCGGGAUUCCAACCUGUGUCUGCGAAAUCACCUCCAGGUUUCGGGUCUGUGACUUCAGAAGAAACUGAAGGAAGUGAAUUAAAGAAGAGGGUACCAACACCCCCUGGUUUCCAGUCCCGGAUAGUUUCCACACCAGACCACAAUUCAGCAGUCGACAUUCGGAGUUCAGAUCCUCAUGACUAUGUUAAUUUCCCAGCCACAACUGAUCAAGAAACCAAACCCCUGCCAAAGCUGCACAGACUGUAUGUCAGACAAGACCGAUUCUACCUGCUCGCCAAUCCCUCUGUAUUCGGAAGGGCACUUUGCUCCAAAUACAUGGACAAAUCACGAGAGCUGUCGGAUCAGCGAGGGCUCAGAAUUGCCUCUUAUGUCUUCCAGAAGCAGCACUCAAGGCCCACCGUAAACAGGCAGUUCUCCUACCAGCGGCAGACGUCUUGGAGUGGAGGCACUGCCGACCCAGGGAGUGAAAUCAUUCCAUUCGAUUUCUCUUCUCCUUCACCCGAUGACAUCAUCCGUGAAAAGCAGGCAGGAGCAUUUUGUAGCACCAACGGAAGAAGUCUAGGUGUUGCAGCACAACUACCUGUAAAGCAGCCCUCUCCCAGCCGACAGAAGCAUAUGGUGCCAGUUGCCGCCGCCACGGCGAUGGCCGCCAACGACACCGCAGUGUCGGCCGUCGCCCAGGAGGUUGCCAAACUCAGCAUGCCAUCCAAGGAGGCCAAGAGGGGAUUUGAACUGGGUCCCGUUCCAGCCAAGAGUGGGGACAAGCGGAGGAAGAGCGCGGCCAGCAGAACCAAGCUGGGGGGAGAAUUCCUGGAUGGCAUGCCUGACAGCAAUCUGAGAAGUGAGUCUAAAGGUAAGCUUCCAACAGUGAUGAGUGCCCCGGACUUGACCAGCAUGGCUGGAUCACCAGCACCAGCGCUGCCCGGAGCCCAGCCCUCGACACGGAGAGAGUCCAAGACCUCCAAAGCUGGGAAUAUUGAUAUAUCUAAAGAAUACUCCAAACGACAGGAAGGAAAACAACUCAUAAAUUUGGUGGUGAUUGGACACGUAGAUGCCGGCAAGUCAACAUUGAUGGGGCACCUUCUCUAUCUUCUUGGACAGGUGAACCAGCGGCAGAUGCACAAGUACGAGCAAGAAUCCAAGAAGUUGGGCAAGGCAUCCUUUGCCUACGCCUGGGUGCUGGAUGAGACUGGGGAGGAGAGACAGAGGGGAAUCACCAUGGAUGUAGGCUUAACCAAUUUUGAGACUUCAAACAGAAUAGUAACACUCCUAGAUGCACCAGGACACAAAGACUUCAUUCCGAACAUGAUCACCGGAGCUGCACAGGCGGACGUGGCUAUUAUGGUAGUGGAUGCCACUCGGGGAGAAUUUGAGACCGGCUUUGAUGCGGGUGGCCAGACGAGGGAGCACGCUCUGCUGGUCCGGUCGCUGGGGGUCACCCAGCUGGCUGUGGCCAUCAACAAGCUGGACACGGUGGGCUGGGCCGAGGAGCGCUUCAGCGAGAUCGUGGGCAAGCUGGGGCACUUCCUUAAGCAGGCCGGCUUCAAGGAAUCUGAGGUUCAGUACAUCCCCUGCAGUGGACUGACGGGAGAAAACCUAAAAGACAGGGCCACAGAACCAGCACUCACUAAAUGGUACAAAGGUCCAUCACUGGUGGAGAGGAUAGAUAGCUUGAAAGCUCCUAAAAGACCCAUUGAAAAGGCCUUCAGACAGUGUGUUUCUGAUGUUUUCAAGGGUAUUGGGGCAGGCAUCAGCAUAGCUGGCAAGAUUGAGUCAGGGGGCGUGCAGGUCGGUGACCGCGUGGUCAUCAUGCCAGCAGGGGAGACGGGCCAAGUACGAGGUGUUUACAUCCAUGACGAAGAGUCAAGAUGGGCCUGUGCAGGAGACUAUGCAACUGUGGUGGUAACUAGUAUCGACCAAGUCAACAUUGGUGUCGGCAGCGUCGUGUGCAGCAUCGACCAUCCCAUCCCAGUGGCCAGUCGCUUUAGGGCCAGAGUCAUCAUGUUCAACUUGGACGUGCCCGUCACCAAAGGUUUCCCGGUUUUACUGCACUAUCAGACUGUCAGUGAACCAGCCGUCAUCUGUAAAUUGGUUAGUACUCUACACAAGAGUACCGGGGAGGUCCUACAGAAGAGGCCAAAGUGUCUAACGAAGCAAAGCAACGCCAUCAUAGACAUUGAGACCAGCCGGCCAGUGUGUCUGGAGCUGUACCGCGACUGCAAGGACCUGGGCAGGUUCAUGCUGCGCUACAGCGGGUCAACAAUCGGUGCUGGAGUCGUCACAGAGAUUAAGAGGUAGCUGUGUCAGAGAGACCACAAGAAGCCUUGCAGCCUCCCCUAAAAAAUACUAUUUGCCCAAGCACCCCUCCAGUCUGCUGUGGAAUACUUUGUAACCUUUGACCUCUUACAAGGCAAAUGGAUGCAUAACAUUGGGGUAUUAUGUCAUUUAGAUUUUUUUUUUUACAAAAUGAUGAUGCUGAAUUUCACAACACAUUUUAGACUCCCAAGGCACAAAAGAGUAGCUUGUUUGCACUUCUGAUAAAUAAUUUCCAACGUGGUGCAGGUUAAACACCAAAGAAUGUUUUGAAUUGAAGCUGCACCAAGCCUUCGUGUUGAUUUUUCCCUUCUUUUCAGUGAAGUACUGGUACAUUAUGAAAGUUCUUUUACUAGCAAACAUUGUUUGAUAUGCUUUAAGAAAGUUAAGGUGAGAAAGAAAUUCUCAUUCCUACUCUAAUCUCAUCAAACUUUUGCAGGAAGAAGCUAUGAAAUGAUUGAGGACUGUUAGGCUAUGUACGACAAUCAUCUUUGUUGCAGUUUUUUCUUUUCUUUUUUUAGUAACUCCUCUAAAAGAAAUUGUGGAGAAUGGAAUUCUUUCCAAAGAAUUAAUAAUCUAAAUGAGGGCCAUUUUGACAUAUUUCAAUUUGGUUCCAGAAUUGGACAAAGACCACACCAUUCUGGUGAAACCAAUGGGUAAACUGCCAUAUUCCAUGAAAUGGAAUUGGAAAAUUCACGUAUUAGUCUGGAUGAUGGUCAAGUUAUAAAACAGGGCACUUUGUUUCAUCACAGGCAUUAACCAUGGGCUUUUUUGUUUUUUUCCCCCACCUUUUACUGUUAAAUGUACAUUUUCCUUUCUUUUUAAACAUUUUACUUUUUGUCACCUUUAUUUUGGGGUCAUGGAUCAUUCUGUAUUUUUUCUCAUUCACAUUUUUGGCGCACAUUUUAAAGAGCUACCAUUCUGCAUUUGAUGCCUCUUAUUUAUGAGGUUUUUGGAAAAAGAGGUUUACCUGUUUGGAGAAGUCAGCCCUUGCUAUUGGAAACGGGAGAAAUGAAUAAUGGACACUUAGGUGCUCAAAGCAAAUUGAUACUAAUGUUGAUUUAAUAUAUUUGGCCGUUUUGCUGACUAAGUACCAAAUGAAAUACAAUAUCGUACAUGUAUAAUAAAGCUUUCAUAAAAGCGACUUGAAA
Molecule: messenger RNA, 5269 nt
Organism: Acanthaster planci (crown-of-thorns starfish)
Lineage: Eukaryota; Metazoa; Echinodermata; Asteroidea; Valvatida; Acanthasteridae
Gene: hbs1l
Product: HBS1 like translational GTPase
Molecular function (GO): GTP binding; GTPase activity
Source: RefSeq, a predicted model, not a curated record